Molecule: messenger RNA, 1357 nt
Organism: Medicago truncatula (barrel medic)
Lineage: Eukaryota; Viridiplantae; Streptophyta; Magnoliopsida; Fabales; Fabaceae
Product: epoxide hydrolase A
Exons: 3
Coding region: 1-1068 (355 amino acids)
Molecular function (GO): catalytic activity
Source: RefSeq, a predicted model, not a curated record
AUGGGUACAUUCUUUUCUAAGUUGCGCACCCUAUUAUUAAGCAACAAAGCGACAGACACUGUCAUAAACGUUUUCCACGACUCAAAAGAUUCACAUAGAGAAAUGGAAUUGGAGGGCAUAGAACACCGAACUGUAACCGUCAAUGGCAUCAAUAUGCACAUAGCUGAAAAGGGUCAAGGUCCCCUCAUCCUCUUCAUCCAUGGCUUCCCUGAUCUAUGGUAUUCAUGGCGCCACCAGAUCACAUAUCUAGCUUGCCAUGGUUACCGUUGUGUGGCCCCUGAUCUCCGCGGAUACGGAGACACCGAUAUACCAUCCUCACCGACAUCCUACACGAGCCUCCAUGUCGUCGGUGAUAUCAUCGGACUUCUUGAUGCCAUUGCUGGUGAUCAAGAGAAGGUGUUUGUUGUGGGACAUGAUUGGGGUGCCCUUACUGCUUGGUAUCUUUCCCUUUAUCGCCCUGAAAGAAUCAAGGCUCUUGUUAACUUGAGUGUUGCUUUUACUCCUAGAAACCCCAAAAGAAAGCCUCUUGAUACCCUUAGAGCAGUUUAUGGUAAUGACUACUAUAUCUCAAGAUUUCAGGAGCCUGGUGAUAUAGAAGCAGAGUUUGCUGAGAUUGGAACUCAAAGAGUGCUCAAGGAAUUUCUGACUUACCGCAACCCUGGUCCACUUUAUCUACCUAAGGGUAAAGGUUUUGGACAUCCAAUUGAUUCUCCUAUACUGUUGCCCCCAUGGCUAUCUGAACAAGAAUGUAAUUACUAUGCCUCCAAAUUUGACAAGACUGGAUUCACAGGGGCUUUGAAUUACUACAGAAAUAUAGAUCUAAAUUGGGAGCUCAAUGCUCCAUGGACUGGUGCUCAAGUCAAAGUUCCAGUGAAGUUUAUUGUGGGUGAUCUUGACCUUACCUAUAAUGCACCUGGCGCAAAAGAUUACAUUCACAAAGGUGGGAUGAAAAGAGAUGUGCCACUUUUGGAGGAUGUGGUAGUAAUUGAAGGGGCAGGGCACUUCAUCCAUCAAGAAAGGGCUGAUAAGAUCAACACAUACAUUUACGAUUUCUUCAAAAAAUUCUAAUUUGCUCUGGGUUUGCAUCUUCCUCUUAAUCUGUUCCUGCUCAGAUGGCAUCUUUGUUCUGCAUUCUUGCUGAGUGAUUAUUAUCAAAAUGGAAUGUAUGUGCAUGUUUAUGAACUCUUCCUGCUCAGGUUUCAAUAAGAGUGAUAAAAAUAAUGUCAAUGUAAAUGUGUAUGAACUCUUAAUGCUCUAGGUUUAUUAAGGGUGAUAUGAAUAAUACACUGUCAAUGUACACACGGUCCUGUACUAUUAAGAGUGAUAUGAAUAAUUUCAUAAGGUUUCUCAAACAUGA